Molecule: messenger RNA, 1905 nt
Organism: Salvia miltiorrhiza (redroot sage)
Lineage: Eukaryota; Viridiplantae; Streptophyta; Magnoliopsida; Lamiales; Lamiaceae
Exons: 12
Coding region: 1-1851 (616 amino acids)
Biological process (GO): proteolysis
Molecular function (GO): cysteine-type peptidase activity
Source: RefSeq, a predicted model, not a curated record
AUGAACGAUGCAAUAGUAAUUGGUGAAAUGAUCCGCGUAGCACGUGAAAUGGUGCAGAAGGCUUCGGAUGAGGAGAAGAACUCACAGUAUUUCAAGGAUAGCUUGGUUGCAGCUUCAAAAAUUAUUGGUGUAACGAUUGAGGUGGGUGGGAAGUUGCGUGACAAAUUGCCUGAGGGAUUACAACCUGAAACUGACCCGUUUUGGUAUAUGGACGAAGUUCACGCUGCUGUUGAUGCAGCUUCAGUUGAAACUUUGGCAAAUAAAACACGUGACAUGCCUGAGAAUGUUGAUAUUCCAAGUUUCUCCCUGAACGUAACACAGGAAUUCGAAAAUGCUCCUUCCAAUGAUGAUGUUAUCGGUGGACACGUUGCUGAAGACAAUGAAGAAAAUGGUGAAGGCCUUGCUAACGGUGCUGGAACAACUGAAGUGAAUGAGGAUUCUAUACAACAAAAUGAAGGAGCAAAUCAAAAGGAGUCGGAAACUGAGAUCCAGAAUGACAGAGUAGUGGGCAGAACUACCACUACGGCUGAGGCUGAAGAAAGGAUUGAUGUAAAUGAUCAAGGAGACUUGGACAAUUACAUGGCCGUGGUUGAGGAGUUGAAACAUGCUGGAGUUCAGGAGGGUAAAUCAACAAAGGAUGAUGAGCUUGAUAUUGGUGCGGGAAAAGAAAAUGCAAAGGUCCAAGGCAACAAUGUUAGUGACGUUGUCGUUGGCAAUAUAGAAGUUAGGCGAUCCAACAGGGUGAAGGGGAACUUGGUGCGCGAUGCAGGGAAGGGAUUGUUGAAUGCUACAAGGACAAAAACAGGGGUUGAUCAAGGGUGUUCGAAAACAGGAUGUAUGGUGGAUCGCGUAGCAUUACAAGCCAUUGACACAAACAUUGUUAGUUCAGAAAAAACUGAUACUAAGACACCCAAGAAGAGUAUGUUCUUGCAUACUAUCAAAUUUCGCUCACCCUACAUGCAACGAGAUAUAUGCACUUCAAAACCACUGCAGAAAAUUGAGAAGGAGUUGGGAUUUUAUGCCAUGUACUUUGAAAGUGGAGAGAAGAAUGAAAUUUUAUUUUCAUUCUUUGAUAUACACGUAAGGCGUUUUGAAAUGUUGUCGAUGAGAAGAGGCAAUGUGGUGAACAUUUGUAUUGUAGAUGCAUGGACACUAAUUCUGAACUGGAAAGAGCAAUAUCGUUCAGAUAAUUCACCCCCACGCUUUUUCACUACGGCCAGCAUAUAUGUUGACAGUAUAGCUCCAAAUGAUUCAAGUCAAGAAUCGCAAAGAGCUUCAUUCUUCAUGUCAUUAUAUGUUGAGUUGAACGAGUUUGGCAAAAAUCCAGUUGGGAAAAUUGAUAUGUUCUUCUUUCCAAUUGUUGAACAAGAUCAGUACUUUGCUUUGUGUGUGGAUUUAAAAAGGGAACGAAUCUUCGUGCUGGACUGUCUCGUAGAUAUAUCAGAGGAUAAUGAUAUGGGAAAGUAUGAGAACAUUUGCAACAAAGUUCGUACACUGUUGGCGUAUUAUCUCAACUACAAAGAGGAGACAAUCAAGGCAAAAUCCGUGGCUAAUUCGAAAAUACAUAUUGUCAAGCUGAAGUGGGCGGACAAUCGAAAUACAUUGGACACAGCUAUUUAUCUUAUGCGACAUUUGGAGACAUUCAUGGGAGAUAUUUCAUCAAAUUGGAAAUGUGACAUGUACAACGCAAGUGCACGCCAAUUAUCUCGAAUGCGCGUGAGGUAUUGCUCGUCCAUAAUAUCAUGGAAUGAGAACGAUAAGAAAAAAGAGAUUCAAGAGACUGCUGCAAAAGAAUAUCAUGAGAUUUGUUUUGAUUCAUUUGUUAACAUAAAUUCAUUAUUGGUUGGUUGAGGUAGCUUCAUUUUUACAGGAGUUUAACUAUCUAAAUUUUUGGACAUAUUUUCA